Molecule: messenger RNA, 1154 nt
Organism: Gigantopelta aegis
Lineage: Eukaryota; Metazoa; Mollusca; Gastropoda; Neomphalida; Peltospiridae
Product: thialysine N-epsilon-acetyltransferase-like
Exons: 3
Molecular function (GO): N-acetyltransferase activity
Source: RefSeq, a predicted model, not a curated record
UCAGCUCGCGAUUUCACUGAACCUAUUAGCAAACAUUCCUUUAAAUUUCUUUCAGACUUACUGAAAGACGGGUUUGGAGAAGAAAAAUGGUUUCAUUGUUUAGUGGUCGAGCCCGUCCCAGCAGAACAAACGCAGAAGAAGACUCCGAGGCUGAUCGGCUACAUACUGUGGUACUAUACAUAUAUGUGGAAUGGCAGAACCAUGUAUGUCGGAGAUAUCUACGUACGUGAGAAAUGGCGGGCACGUGGUGUUGGCAGCGCCCUCUGGAAGCAAGCGGGGAAGAUGGGCUACGAGAUGGGAUGUCGUAAUAUGGUGUGGACGUGCCUCAAGGACAACAAAUCGGCGAUGUGCUUCUACGAGAAGCUGGGAGGGGUUAACUUGACCACUACCCAGGGCUGGAACACCUACAGAAUGGAACACCCAGAAAUGAAGAAACUCAUCGGCCACUCUUAAAGAUGUUGUCUCUAGAAUAUUUUAACAUUUAAACAUUUAUAACAGAUCAUCGGCCAGUCUUAAAGAUGUUGUCUCUAGAAUAUUUUAACAUUUAGACAUUUACAACAGAUCAUCGGCCACUCUUAAAGAUGUUGUCUCUAGAAUAUUUUAACAUUUAAACAUUUAUAACAGAUCAUCGGCCACCCUUAAAGAUGUUGUCUCUAGAAUAUUUUAACAUUUAAACAUUUAUAACAGAUCAUCGGCCAGUCUUAAAGAUGUUGUCUCUAGAAUAUUUUAACAUUUUGACAUUUACAACAGAUCAUCGGCCGGUCUUAAAGAUUUUGUCUCUAGAAUAGUUUGACAUUUAGACAUUUACAACAGUGCAUCGGUCAAGGUUAAAGAUGUCUCUAGAAUAUUUUAACAUUCAAGCAUAUACAACAGAUCAUCGACCAGUCUUAAAGAAAGAAAGAAAGAAGUGUUUUAUUUAACGACGCACUCAACACAUUUUAUUUACGGUUAUAUGGCGUCAGACACUGUAGCUGGUUUCCUCUCUAAGACUAUAUGUCAAAAUUACCAAAUGUUUGACAUCCAAUAGCUGAUGAUUAAUAACCAAUGUGCUCUAGUGGUGUCGUUAAAUAAAGCAAACUUUAACUUUGACUGUUAAACAGUUGUAUGUAUCCAAAAUAAAAAGAGGAGAUUUAACCUAUACAAAUUAACAGUCA